This is a messenger RNA of Delphinapterus leucas (beluga whale), 5590 nucleotides long. NCBI's taxonomy places the organism in Eukaryota, Metazoa, Chordata, Mammalia, Artiodactyla, Monodontidae. The record is from RefSeq and is a predicted model, not a curated record.
AGUGUGCCAGCUGCUUUUCCACUUAUAUGGUAGGUGGCAGUGUGCUUGUUUUUAUGGAUGCAGAAUCUGAGGUUCAGCAAGGUUGAGUCACUUGCACAAGGUGAAGUAGCUGACAAAGAACAGGAUUUGAACCCAGCCUCCGUGUGUGAAAGGUUAUGUAGCAUUAUCCUCCUUGCCCUGAUGAGGGCACUGAAACAAUGAGAGGUUAACUGACUCGCCCUGGGCUGCAGAGUAAGUAAGGCUGACUCCACCGGAAAGGCUGCUGCCCGUAACUCCUGCUUUCCUCGCCGAAGAGUCACAGAGCCAGGGCUGCCUCUGGGAAGCCCUGUCAACAGAGGCAGGGAUCCGUGGUCACCUCCCUUGUCCUGGUCUUCCUGGAUGGAACGAGAAGAUAAACGGGGCGUGUGUGAAGCCCAGGACUCAGAAGACAAGGGGAUGGGCUCUGAUUUUGAGAACUCUGAAGACGGGGAAGGGGACCCAGAAGACAGAGGAAUGGGCUCUAACCCGCAUGAUGCAGACAAGAGAGAAUGCCACCUGGAGCAGGAGAUGGGCUCCAACCCACAGGAUGAAGCUCUAAGAGGGGACUCAGAGGAGAGGGAACUAGUGUCUAACAUCUGCACAGAGGGGCUGCUGAGCGAGGAAGAAGGGGUUGCUCUCCGUGAGGAAGACGAUGACCAAGCUGGAGUAGCUGAGAUGGCGAUGUUCGCAGGGCUGUCUGAGUCCAUCAGCAUUUCCCGGAGCCCCCAGGAAGAGGGGGAAGAGGAGCAGCCGCCUCCUGCCGUGCUUCCCUGGAGGCGGCACCUCUCCCUGGGGAGUCGACACCGGGGUGACAAGCCCGCCCACCGCCGAUUCCGCCGGCUCCACCACCCCAUGGCCAUGGACCUCGGGGAGCUCGACAGCCUGAUGGCCAGCAUCAUGGAUGCGCCCACCAUCUGCCCCGACUGCGGGGAGAGCUUCAGCCCGGGCGCCGCCUUCCUGCAGCACCAGCGCAUUCACCGCCUGGCGGAGGCCGCCGCGGCCGCCAGCCUGGAGCCCUUCGGCUUCGCUGGCGAGUGCGGCGGGGUGGUGGGGAUGAUGGGCGUGGGCGUGGCGGGGGGCUUCGGGGCGGGGCCCGCGCUGGCCCGGCCCCCGCGCGAGAAGCCCUUCCGAUGCGGGGAGUGCGGCAAGGGCUUCAGCCGCAACACCUACCUGACCAACCACCUGCGGCUGCACACGGGCGAGCGGCCCAACCUGUGCGCCGACUGCGGCAAGAGCUUCAGCUGGCGCGCCGACCUGCUCAAGCACCGGCGCCUGCACACGGGCGAGAAGCCCUACCCCUGCCCUGAGUGCGGCGAGGCCUUCAGCCUCAGCUCGCACCUGCUGAGCCACCGGCGGGCGCACGCGGCGGCCAGCGGAGCGGGGCCGGCGGCGCUGCGGCCCUUCGCCUGCGGGGAGUGCGGCAAGGGCUUCGUGCGCCGUUCGCACCUGGCCAACCACCAGCGCAUCCACACGGGCGAGAAGCCGCACGGCUGCGGCGAGUGCGGCAAGCGCUUCAGCUGGCGCUCGGACCUGGUGAAGCACCAGCGCGUGCAUACGGGCGAGAAGCCCUACAUGUGCUCCGAGUGCGGGGAAACCUUCAGCGUCAGCUCUCACCUCUUCACGCACAAGCGCACGCACUCGGGUGAGCGGCCGUACGUGUGUCGCGAAUGCGGCAAGGGCUUCGGGCGCAACUCGCACCUGGUGAACCACCUGCGCGUGCACACGGGCGAGAAGCCCUUCCGCUGCGGCCAGUGCGAGAAGCGUUUCAGCGACUUCUCCACGCUCACGCAGCACCAGCGCACGCACACGGGCGAGAAGCCCUACACGUGCAUCGAGUGCGGCAAGAGCUUCAUCCAGAGCUCGCACCUGAUCCGCCACCGCCGCAUCCACACGGGCAACAAGCCGCACAAGUGCGCCGGCUGUGGCAAGGGCUUCCGCUACAAGACGCACCUCGCGCAGCACCAGAAGCUGCACCUGUGCUAGGGCUGCGCCCGACGGAGGCUGCGCACUGGGGGGCGGGGCGGGGGGCUAGAUGUCCUGGGGACAGACCCUGUAGAAAGAAAUGGGGAAGGGGGGAGGGGCAAUCGGAGAAUGACUGGGGAGCCUUGAGGUGUUGGGGGUCCUGAAGGGGAGGGUUGAGUAAGAGUUGUUCUUUCGGGGGUGCUGUAUUUUGCCUGCCUCCUCCGUAACGAAGAAAUGUUUGGGAGGUGUGCUUGAGCGUGGCGACAUACACGCUGUGGAGGAUGAAGAGCGUGGAGGUGCAGGCACUUUGAGGACCUUGAGGAAGGGGAGUUGGGGGUGGGGGAGGGUACGGGAUGACGGGCAAUAGAGUAGCUUGGGCAGUGAUGGCCCGUGGGAAGCGGGGAGAGCUGGGAGAGCCUGUGGUUGGAGUGAGGGUUACGGGGUAAAGUGAAAGGCGGGUGUGAGUAAUUCUGUCCUGGUUUCAGCAGGUAUUAAGCCACUGUUUGCCCUGUCCGCACACAUCAGCUAUAGUCCCGCGAAAAGUAGAGGAACUUUGUCCGUCCUACAGGAGUGGAUAUUUGUGUGCUCUACCCUUCCUUCCUCUGAGCCACAGCUAGCUGCUAUUUUGAGGUGUCCAGGGGAAACUGGGCAGAAAAGCUACGCACCCUCGUCUCCAGGGUGGAACCUCUGAGGUUUAGAAAUUCAUUCACAACUGGUUUUCAGAUCUGGGAAAUCGUGGUCCUGCUCCUGGUUCUUUGCUACUUCCUUUAAAAUAGUCUAGCUUCAUGCUGGGUCAAGGUAGUCUGUGUGGAUGACCAGACCCCUGCCCCCGGUGUCAGGUGUGUUCCAGGCCCAGUAUUUCUUUCAGGUCUCAUCUGUGAUCUUUUUAAGUGCUGGGAAAUGGAACAGUCGCAGCUAUGUGUGACUUUUCCUUUCCCAGGUCAGCUUGAUGCUUGUUUCAAGUGAAACUCAGGCCAUCAACAGUUGCCCCAGCGACCUGCUACAAAAGUCAGUUUGCUCAGAGUUUUGCUGGCCUUAUGUGAGAAAUCCAGGAAAGCAAAUGUUCCCAUGUUGGGGCGCCAGGCCCCUUCGUCUCAUCUGCCUUCAUUUUGUAUCUGUGUACCCCUCCCCCUCUGCAGUAAUGGGGGAGAUAUUCGAACCCAUACCCCCACCCAUGUUGAUAUGGGCUCUGGUCUGAGUAGAAAUUUCUCUUUCCUGCACAGGGCGGCACAGUAGAAAGCUCAAGACUUUACACAAGGAGGGCACAAGCGGGAAGAGGUGUAAAUGCAAAAUUGCCACAUAGCACAAGCAACGAAUGUCUUCCGGUUGUUAUAUAAAUGCCAAAAUAGCACUUUUGUAUUUCGAAAGUGCUUUCUGCUUUUUAAUGCUUGUUAGUUGUUUCUCACGUCUUUGUGAGGUAGAACAGUAUUAUGACCCCUGUCUUAGGGAAGGCCUGGGGACAGGCGUGGGACAGGUAGUUCUGAAGAGAGGCUGAUGACUGUGCAUAGGUGUGGUCUGCCCUUUGGUGCUCUCCAGCUCAGCUGCUAGGAAGACUUACCUGUCGUGAUUUCUAUAAUAAGGACACUGAACAUUCUUAACGCUUGAUGGAACACUCAAGGCUAGUCUAGAAGGGCCAAAGAUGUCCUUGUUGACAAAGCUGGUCUUUGUCAUGUAAUUAGAGUGUCCUAGAUAUGUUCCAUUUCUAGUAGGGGCUAUAGUUAGAUGACUCUUGUAUAGACUUCAGUUACCUAUGCUGAAAAUCCCUCCCUUAGGUUAGCCUUUAGAAGGUAGAGUUGUGGAAAGCAGUUUUGUUUUCUUUAUUAGCAGUUGUUAACCUAUACUUUUCAUGGAAGCAUCUUCACAAACUGUUGGACACACUUGAAGGGAAAAAAAAAACAAAACAACCCACAAGAUUGUUUUUACGGUUUUAGCAAGCUUUCUAUGGAUGCUGGUAAUUUAUACUUGAUCAGUUGUAUUCUAGCAAAGAACCUCUUUGGGGACUCUAGGAAAGCAUGUUUUUGCCAUCAUAACACUUAAAAAAAAAAAAACCCUGAGAAUUCUGGGCUUGUAUAAUGCCUGUUGAUCUUGCCCUCUUAAUCGGUUUGUUGUUAUUCACAAAUGCAAAUAGAUUUUCAAACUACAGAUAGUUUUGGAAGAUACUAAUUCCUUUUUAUUUUAGUCAAGAGUAAUCUGAGCAAAGCAAGUGUCCGUUAUUUAUUCUGACUCUUGUAGUCUGAAUACCAAGUGUAUGAGACUCACAUGAAAAUAAUAUAGCCAAUUUGUAGGUAAUCUUAUUACUUUGUGUUUUUUUAUGCACAUCUACCUCUUCCAGCUGUUUUAAGUUCUCUUGAGUCUGUGCCUAUGAAAUCUCAUCCAACUUUUGAUUAUUCCUGGGUUUAUGAUCCACAUUCUGGGUCACUUGGUCUUUUGCUGACUUUUCAUACGAUUGCACAGUCUCUAGCAGCAACUUUCGAGCAUGGGUUCAAAGGGGAGAGGAGAUUGAAGCUAAUGUAAAAUAAUUUACUGGCAGUGGAAUUCUUUGGAUUUCACUGACCCACUCUGUUCUUUCUGUUACCAUAGAUAAGAAAGCCAGCCACUACUUCACUAUCCCUUCUGUGACCACAUCCCUCAGCAGAAGAAAACAGUCCAGGCACCAAACACCCCACUCUCAUGGUGCAGCUAAAAUGUGAUUCCAUUUUUCUUACAAUUCUUCAAGGAACAUAGCUGCAUUAAGUGAGGUUUGGUGCAUUCAGGAGGUUGUUUCUUGUAUCUAGUUUUAGAAAAAUAGUAUUUCUAAAGCAAACCCUGGUAACUGGUUCACCCUUGAAAAUGUUACUCUGAAGAUUCCUUCCACCAACUCAUUAAUGAUGGUGGAGGCAAAUGUAUCAUUUAUUUCCUGGGGAGUUUGGUCAAGUGCAGGCUGCCCUUUACUGAGAAGAAGCUAGAGCAGUUUUAAAUAGGUUAAAUGGCUUGAUUAAAUAUUGAGCUCUGAGCUGGAAGGAGAAGACGAGAAGUUAACCCCUUGAGCCAUGUGGCCUCUUCAAGAUCCAGAGGCUGUACAUAUGUGAAAAAGUACAAAUUAAGAACCUGUGUUCGUAGACAAUCUGAACUGUGUUUCUGAAGUUUGUGCACAUUUUCCUUCACUGUAAUGUUAUUUUACAGCUGUUUGUUAAAAUGGUGAAUAAUUUAAUGAUCCUAAAAGUAACAGGUUUUGUGUGCGUGUGUGCUUGUGUAUGUGAGAAUUGCCUUAUUUUCAGGUUUUAUUUAAUGAUGGUUCCCUGGACAGCAUUGUGGUGUUCAGCAACCAGUAUGGAAUAUUUGUCAUUAAAUCCGGAUCAGUCUUUUACCAUGUCAGUCUUUCCUUUUUACUUGUCACCCAUUAGAUAUCACUCAAUUCAAUCUACAGAAGGUGUGCUCUGGUAGAACAGGAGUGAGCAAACUACCAAAUCCAGCCUGUCCCUCUGUAUGAAUAGAAUUUUGUUGGAAUACAGUUCUACCCAGACAGCCUUCCUGACAUAGUGUCUAUGGCUGCUUUUGCACUACAAUGGCAAGGCUGGGUAGUGGUGACAGAGGCUACGUGAUCCACAAUUCGAAGGUAUUUAUGAUCUGG